ACACGUCAUUUUUGUGACGCGGUUACAUCAUGCCUCAGCCGGAAGUAGUCACAAUAGGAAGAGAAAACUCUAGCUUUUCGCUUGUUUCAGUUUAGUGUUACACGACGAGCAAAAGCCAUUGAAAUGAGUAAAUGUGUAAGAACAAGGUGUUUGUCGGCAUAAGCUUGGUUUGGGAUGUCAGUGGAGGACAUUGACCACAGUAACGGUUAAAGAUGUCAGGCACCAUCUACAGUUUCCUGAAUUAGUGUUACGAAUGUCUCUAACCUUAACGGCAAUGAGCGGAAGAGCAGUGACCGGUGACCAGCAGCAGUGGUCGAGGUCUGGAGAGAUGCAGCAUUCUCGUGGACCAUACAUCUCAGUUAUCACCAACAGGACGACCAACCUGUUGAUCCGAGGGGCCAUGUUGUUCUCUGUGGGUGUCUUCCUGGCCCUGGUGCUUAACUUACUUCAAGUACAGAGGAACAUCACCCUGUUUCCCCCUGAUGUCAUAACCAGUAUCUUCUCUUCGGCCUGGUGGGUGCCGCUCUGCUGUGGGACGGCUGCAGCAAUGAUUGGGCUGUUGUACCCCUGCAUCGACAGCCGUCUGGGUGAACCACACAAGUUCAAGCGGGAAUGGUCUAGCGUGAUGCGCUGCGUGGCUGUGUUUGUGGGUAUCAACCAUGCCAGUGCUAAAGUGGAUUUUGCCAACAAUGUUCAGCUGUCUCUGACUCUGGCAGCUCUUUCCAUUGGCCUGUGGUGGACAUUCGAUCGCUCCCGCAGUGGCUUCGGUCUGGGAAUCUGCAUUGCCUUUUUGGGUACGCUGGUCACCCAGCUCCUGGUUUACAACGGAGUUUUCCAGUAUACGUCACCUGACUUCCUGUACAUUCGCUCGUGGUUACCCUGCAUCUUCUUUGCAGGAGUAAUAACUAUGGGAAACAUUGGACGGCAACUAGCUUUGUAUGAAUACAAAUUCAUUCAGGACAAGAGCCAUCAGGACUGAGGGAUGUCUCGGCUGCAUCAGACCUCUGCUCACAAUGACUCUUUGCACCAACCUGAAGCCAGGUGCAGGUUAUCAGCCCGGACUGCAGCUGGCUGAUGAGCCAGUCGGGCCGUUUAAAUCGAGCCCUGAGAUCUCGAUCGGCUGCUGCGCUGUAUUUUUGACUGGCUCUGUCCGGCCUUUGAGAGAUCACCCAGCUGCUACCACAUUAUAUCCAUGAACUGAUGUGAAUAAUGAGAGUGGAGUUUGUGUCUUUGCUUUCCUUUACUGCGGUUUAUCUGUAAUAGACAUGGAUUAGCAGAUAAGCAGCCAACAUUCCUCAGAUCAGCUCAGAUGUUUGCUCCCUUGGCUCGACUGUGCCAAACAGAAUCACAUGGGAUCUGUUUAUUUACUGCCCUCGUCUCAUGAUUCUUCCUCAUCUGUCAUACAUCGGUGGGGAACACACAGCCUAGUGAACGUAUCCAGGAUGCAUCUAUGUACUGGACUGUUUUUUGUAUGUAAUUACCCAUAAUCCACUUUUAGAUAUUCUUGAUAAAGAGAUGUUGACAGGUGCUAAGGAAACAGGAUGUCCAGUGUUCCCCUGUAGUGGGUACAUGUAAGAGCCCAUUGUUUUGUGCAUUAUGAUGUACAGUAUCAUCAGGUCAAAAAACACUGAUAACGUUCUUUGGGUUUAGGGUUAGACGUGAACAAUACAUUUAGAAAUAGAUUCCAUCUAUAAAUGAAGAUUAUGGUGUUAAUUAGUUUAAAACUAGUUACUGUUUUUAUUUCAGGGAGGAAGACUUGGCCAAAAGUCUUCCUGCUGCCUUUUAGUUGCUUUUCUUUGCUUUCUCCAAACAGGAAGAAUGCCAAAACUUCCCAGCUCACGUUGAGUGGUGUUGCCCACCUAAUGUAUGACAGCAGAUAAUGGAGGUGAUGGAACUUCACACUGAAUCAAAUAAAUUCUCUCUGGUCAAACUGGGUUUGCUGUAAGGAGAUUUUCUGCUUCUACCAACAUUUGUUUUGUAUCUUCAUUGUGAAGAGAGUGACUUUUGUCACAAAGCUGUUUUUGUUCAACUCAUUUCAAUUAAAGGAUGAAAUGAACAGAACCUGUUUAAGUCACCACACAUACAAACUGGAAUCAGAAACUGGUUCCAGUUUGGCUAGGUGUAACCACACAAUCACCUGGCAUGCAAUAAGAGUUCCUUUCACUGCAAGUCUUUUCUUCCCCAGCCACACUCAGUUUUCUACACGUGCAUCACACCACAAACAUUUUUUUUUUAGUGAAGCUCUGUUGGGAAUCCAACAUCCAGCUUCACACACCGUUAAAUCUGACAGCUUUUGCAAGCUUGGCUCCACAGUGUAAAUGAGCCUUUAGUGUUUCAUUUCCACUUUAACACGUUUUUACAUGUUUACAACAAGAUAAACUGGUUAUUAAUAAUAAACAAAGUCCCCUCCCUCCUCUUAUUUCUUAUUAAUCAACUCAUCACAUUCCAGUCUGUGAAAUUCUGUUGAUGCUGGUCGAUCUACAACACUGUAUGUAUGGUUGAGUCUUAAGGCUGAUGAUGAUUUGUUCUGUAUAUUGUGGUUUACUGACCCACAGUGAAAACCUCGUGUUUAGCUGUUUUAAAAGUCUAGGCUGUGUUUGUUCAGUGGACAUGCAGAGAAGCCUCCAAACACCUGACACAUGCAGGACAACAGCCUGUGUAUCAUUUAAGGAACACUUUCCUGACAGUGAGAAAUGCGUUUAAGUGCAAUAAGGCCAAAUGUAUCCAGUGUUUUCGAAGAUCCAUGUAUUUGUUUGGUUGUUGAUGUUUAAUGACAUCUUGUAUUUACGAACAUUUGAGUACUUUGAAUUCCCGGGGAGUUUAACUGGAUUCAAAGUCGUAAUAAGUGAAGGAAAAACUGAACAUUUUAAGUUGGUUUUGGCCCAUCUGACUGCUUUUUGGCUCCAUGUAUACUUUCAUAGUUCAAUAAGUAUUUAUGAGGCAUUGUUUUUCUUCCAUUUCCCCCUUUUCAGUCUUUCCAUCAGUCUAAUAUUCAAUAAUGGUGAUAAUUAAUGGUCAUGGGGAGUUUCCACAUGAAAAAUAAAGUAAAUUUUCAAAACAC
Molecule: messenger RNA, 3061 nt
Organism: Oreochromis niloticus (Nile tilapia)
Lineage: Eukaryota; Metazoa; Chordata; Actinopteri; Cichliformes; Cichlidae
Gene: insig2
Product: insulin induced gene 2
Exons: 7
Coding region: 254-979 (241 amino acids)
Biological process (GO): cholesterol biosynthetic process; SREBP signaling pathway; SREBP-SCAP complex retention in endoplasmic reticulum
Cellular component (GO): endoplasmic reticulum; SREBP-SCAP-Insig complex
Source: RefSeq, a predicted model, not a curated record